AUGGCAGCCCAGCCCAGCGGGGGCGAGAAGCCCUUCCACAUCGUCUCGCCCGUCCUGGAGAGCCUGCCCCUGUCCAGGGCGGCAGGCACUAAGGUCUACAUGAAGCUGGAAAACGUCCAGCCCAUGGGCUCCUUCAAGAUCCGGGGCAUCGGCCACCUCUGCCAGGAGGCUGCCAAGAAGGGCUGCUGCCGCUUCGUUUGCUCCUCAGGGGGGAGCGCGGGUCUGGCGGCAGCGUACGCAGCCAAGAAGCUUGGGUUGCCGGUCACCGUCGUGGUCCCCAGCACCACCAGCCCCGCCACCAUACGCAAGCUGGAGGAGCUGGGGGCGGAGGUGGAGGUCUCCGGCCAGGUGUGGGAUGAAGCCAACAGGAGAGCCCUGGAGCUGGCACAGACCGAGGGCUGGGUCAGCAUCCACCCCUUUGACCACCCCGCAGUGUGGCAGGGUCACGCCAGCCUGGUCCGGGAGCUGAAGGACUCGCUGGAGACCAAACCGGACGCCAUCCUGCUGGCGGUGGGCGGCGGGGGGCUGCUGGCGGGCGUCGUGGCCGGCCUGCACCAGGUGGGCUGGCAGGACAUCCCCAUCGUCGCCGCUGAGACCUGGGGGGCCCACAGCUUCCACGCGGCGCUGGCAGCCGGCCGGCUCGUCUCCCUGCCUGACAUCACCAGCGUGGCCAAGUGCCUGGGAGCCAAGACGGUGGCGGCGCGGGCGCUGGAGUGUGCCCGGGAGUGCCAAGUCAUCUCCCAGGUGGUGGAGGACACGGAGGCUGUGCGAGCCGUGGAGCAGUUCCUGGACGACGAGAGGAUGCUGGUGCAGCCGGCGUGCGGGGCCGCCCUGGCCCUGCUCUACACGGGGCGGCUGCAGCGGCUGCAGUGCGAGGGGCGGCUGCGGACCCCGCUGGCCUCCGUGGUGGUGGUGGUGUGCGGGGGCGGCAGCAUCCAGGCAGCCCAGCUGCGGGCCCUGAAGAGCCAGCUGGGGCUGGAGUGA
Gymnogyps californianus (California condor) is the source of this 984-nucleotide messenger RNA. It is a transcript of the gene SDSL, whose product is annotated as serine dehydratase like. Gene Ontology annotation, biological process: L-serine catabolic process; L-threonine catabolic process. The record is from RefSeq and is a predicted model, not a curated record. The coding region runs from base 1 to 984 and encodes 327 amino acids. Gene Ontology annotation, molecular function: threonine deaminase activity; L-serine ammonia-lyase activity. The transcript is spliced from 7 exons. Lineage: Eukaryota; Metazoa; Chordata; Aves; Accipitriformes; Cathartidae.